AUGGCUGGCGAAACGCAAGAGCUGCUUGUGCAGGCCAGCCCAAGGCGAAUGCCAGCCUUCUAUGACUUCAAACCAAGGCACAUCACCCUGCUUGGCUAUAAGAUGAACAACGGUCUGGAGCCAGGUUUAGUGGAGCACCAUGACAUGUUCUUACUCUUCUUCCCGCGGCUGUUGUUGAUCAACGGCGGCGUCGGGGAUCUGCGAGUGGGGGGUCGAGCAGCAUCCAGGCUGUCAGAUCCAGCCAGCUCGGCCUGUGUCCCCCGAAAGAUUGCCGACACAACAGGGCCGGUUAUGAUCCAGGAGCCCCACCCGCUCCGCUCCCCAAGCCCACACAUCGUGGCCCCACCAACGAGUGAUCCCUCUGACCGGACCUCGGUGGACCCGAUCCCCAACAGCGUCCGCCGAUGUGCCCGUCAUUGUGCUCGUCGAUUGGAGAGCCGACGGGCCCUGUGA
Puccinia triticina is the source of this 453-nucleotide messenger RNA. RefSeq lists its product as uncharacterized. Lineage: Eukaryota; Fungi; Basidiomycota; Pucciniomycetes; Pucciniales; Pucciniaceae. The record is from RefSeq and is a predicted model, not a curated record. The coding region runs from base 1 to 453 and encodes 150 amino acids. The transcript is spliced from 2 exons.